GGGAAGUUGCCUUUGACGUGUAAUUGCUUCCCUUUUAAAAAGUUUCUUGGAGAAGGGGUCAUUCCCUCCCUUGCGUUUUGCUCGCUCUGUCUUAUAUCUCUCUCUUCGUUUCAUCCGUAAUCAUGGCUUCUGCAAACAGAUGGCUCAGACCUGAGGUGUAUCCGCUAUUUGCAUCGGUGAGUGUCGCCGUUGGCAUUUGUGCUAUGCAACUUGUGAGGAAUAUCACCACCAACCCUGAAGUCAGGGUAACCAAAGAAAAGAGGGCUGCUGGAAUUCUUGAGAACUUUGAAGAAGGUGAAAAAUAUGCAGAACAUGGUCUGAGGAAGUUUAUCCGCAAGAGACCACCUCAGAUCAUGCCAUCUGUUAACAACUUCUUCUCUGACCCAAAUUAAAGCAAUUGCUGAAUUCUUCAAACUUUGAGCUGCCUAUGGAAUUUAUUGAAUUGGAGAGUAAAAUUGUUUUUUCUUUCACAUUUUAGAAGACAGGUACAAGACAAUUGUAUUGUUGGCUGUCAAGGAAUAUUAUUAUUGAAUAAUAAAAUAAAUAAC
Hibiscus syriacus is the source of this 548-nucleotide messenger RNA. RefSeq lists its product as uncharacterized. The transcript is spliced from 3 exons. The record is from RefSeq and is a predicted model, not a curated record. Bases 123 to 392 code for a protein of 89 amino acids. NCBI's taxonomy places the organism in Eukaryota, Viridiplantae, Streptophyta, Magnoliopsida, Malvales, Malvaceae.